Postia placenta MAD-698-R-SB12 is the source of this 477-nucleotide messenger RNA. RefSeq lists its product as hypothetical. The record is from RefSeq and is a predicted model, not a curated record. The transcript is spliced from 5 exons. The coding region runs from base 1 to 477 and encodes 158 amino acids. Lineage: Eukaryota; Fungi; Basidiomycota; Agaricomycetes; Polyporales; Adustoporiaceae.
AUGGCUGAAUAUUCCAAGCGAGAGCGCUUCUGCCGAGUAGAUUACCAAGGCGGCACAUAUCCGGCAGUCAAUAAAACGGUACUUGCGAAAGGUGCGGAGCGGUAUAUGGAUGGCCCGAGCUACUCAUGCGCUUACCGCGUUGCUAGGCUAACGGUCCGUUUUGAUGGUGGGAGCUGGACCGAGGGGAAUGAAAGCGUCGCCAAUGCAUUGUCGGCCGCUGGAACCCACGGGAAAGUGAAGAAGAACGUCGACAGUACCACGUGGUUCCUACCUGGGGAUCUAUGGCACUUUCAUCUUGCACCGGAGCGCAUUCUGUCACAAAUUCAUCAAUGCGGCACAGCGGUGGCUUUCGGCCGUGGACGUAAUUCUGACCGCUACGGAUGCCUUAGUCGGACACUAUAUGUUUCAUUCCGUUUAUCUGCCGUUUCGCAAGUCGGAAGGGCUGAAUUCCAGAUGUUGUCCAUUGUUCAAUCCUAA